GCCUACCCAUCUACUGUGUUCAUUACCGACUCUUUUGCUCGUCUCUUUCACUCCCGUCCUCUCUAUGAGCACAGGAGCUCGACAGCUGAAGAUAAAAAUAAUAACAAAGUAAAAAACAAAAAAUGACCGCCCCUUCCGCGUUUACCGUGGAAGAUGAACAGGCACCAACGGCCCCCCUCAUCUCCGUUCACACCGGCGCCGUGGAAGACUACCACCGCAUCUUACGUCGCCUCAUCGGCGGCACCAUCGGCGGGGUUAUGCAGGCCGCUACCAGCCACCCUUUCGAUACCAUCAAGUCGCGAGUGCAGAACGGUCUCUUCCCCUCCAUCUCCUCCUGCGCGCGGCACACGUGGCGGGAGGAGGGCCUGCACGGCUUCUACCGCGGCGUCACACCGCCCCUGCUCUUCUGCGGCUUCCAGAACCUCACGCUGUUCAGUCUCAACCAGGUGAUGAGCAACUACAUGUCGCCCGACACCCACGAUCGCCAGACGCCGCUGCCGUUGUGGCGCACCGCCGUGGCGGCCCAGCUGACGGCCCCGCUGUACGUCCUGACGGUGGCCCCGGUGGAGAAGGUGAAGGUGCAGCUGCAGAUGCUCGGCAAGGGCGGCCACGAGUCGUCCACGGUCGUCGGGCCGAUAUCGUGUCUUCGUCGCAUCAUCCAGACGGAGGGCUACCGCGGCAUCUUGUCGGGGUACACCCCCACCCUCAUGUCCCGGCUCAUCGGCCUUCCCUUCUACUUCAUGGGCUACCAGACGGCCCGCACCGCCCUGCUGGACUCCCGUCUGGCCUCCACGCACACCGGCCGUGAGGUGCUGGUACCGAUGCUAAGCGGCAUGGCGGCGGGGAUGUGCUUCUGGACGAGCAACUACCCGUGCGACUUUGUGAAAACCCGCGUGCAGGCCUCGCGGACGCGGGUGGCGAUUCCUGACGUCAUUCGUGCGACGUACAAGGCAGGCGGCAUUCGCGGCUUUUACAAGGGCUACACCGCGUGCAUCAUGCGGUCCGCCCCUGCCAACGCCUCGGUGUGGCUCGGUAUUGAGCUCACCUCCUCGUUUAUGAUCAGCAAGGGAUGGUGA
This is a messenger RNA of Leptomonas pyrrhocoris, 1076 nucleotides long. RefSeq names its product putative mitochondrial Mitochondrial carrier protein. Gene Ontology annotation, molecular function: L-ornithine transmembrane transporter activity. Gene Ontology annotation, biological process: mitochondrial L-ornithine transmembrane transport. The record is from RefSeq and is a predicted model, not a curated record. Lineage: Eukaryota; Euglenozoa; Kinetoplastea; Trypanosomatida; Trypanosomatidae. Bases 123 to 1076 code for a protein of 317 amino acids. The transcript has a single exon.